AUGGUUGACGACGAGAGAAGCACACAUGACUCGGUCCAGCGCGAAGCAGCCCAGAGGGGUCUCCAGAAGACUGAUUCCAAUUCGUUUACAUGGAACACCGACCACAAAGACUUUCCACGUAAUUGGACACUUUGGCGCAAAACCUACGACGGGCUGCUCAUUUUCUUCCUGGAAUUUUUUACGACCGUCAUCAGCACGACGGGUCCAUCAGCCGCCGAGCCUGCUAUGAAAGAGUACGGAUUGAGCAGGGUGAUCGCUUUGACGGGUUUCCAAUUCAUGUAUGGCAUAGGACAAGCUCUUGGAGGGCUAGUCAUGCCGCCCUUCUCCGAAACGCUAGGUCGACGGAAGUCCUACUUGUUGUCAGCAGCUUUAUACAGCAUUUCGUCCCUGCUAGUCGGGGUCGUGCCUUCACCUGUAGGUGUCUUUGUUGGUCGGUUCUUUUCCGGAUUUGCGUCCUCUGUGCCAUCUAUCGUGCUCGCAGGUAGCAUUGAGGACCUAUACUCAAAUAGGAGCAGACUUUGGUUCCUCUGGCUAUGGAACUGCUCUACCACGUUUGGUAUGUGUCUGGGCCCGAUAUAUGGGUCGUACAUUGCUACCAGCGCCGGUUGGCGGUGGAUCUUUCAUACAUCAGCUAUCAUCUCCGCUGUUUUAUUUGUUCUCCUUUUUGCCAUCAAAGAGAGCCGACCGACCAAACUGCUUUCGGAACGAUUGGAUAGUCUGCAGUCAGAGUUCGGGGGUCUUGACUUGGAUCUCCCCAAUCCAGAUCGCCCUACCAGCUCGCACGAACUUUUGACUGUUAUACUCCUACGACCAGCCCGGUUAGGUAUGACGGAGCCUAUAAUCAUUCUUGUCGCGUCCAUUAGUGCGACGGUAUGGGGCAUGGUAUAUCUCUUCACGGAGAGCUUCACAGUCGUUUACAGCCAGUUUGGCUGGGCUGAAAAGUCCACUUCGCUGCCUUUUAUUGCUCUGUUACCCGGUGUUUUACUUGGCGUCUUCGUUCGCUUGUGGGACCAACAUCAAAUGAACGAUAGGCAAAGAAAUGGAGUUAGCCCUAAGCCCGAAGACAAGAUCAAUGGUUUUGCAAUUGCAGCUCCAGCACUAGCUGUCGGGCUCUGGGUUUUUGGCUGGACAGUCCCACCACUGGUUCACACGCACUGGAUCGUUUCCAUGUUCGGUCUUGCCCUGAUUGGUUUUGCUGUGAAUGAGUUCGCGUACACUCUAAGCGGUUACAUUGCUGACUCGUACACAAUUUACGCAUCAUCAGGCUUGGCCGCUGUGGCUUUCCUACGAGGAACAUUAUCGGGCUGCAUGCCCUUGUUUGCGUACCAGAUGUACUCUGGGCUUGGUUCAAAUAUUGCAACUAGCAUCAUAGCAGCAGUCGCGACAUUGUUCUGCGUGACACCGUAUAUAUUCCUCAAGCAUGGCCUGCGGCUUAGAGAAAGAAGUCGGUUUGCAAGGUUCAGUGCGGAGAUGAAUGAGCGACAGAACAUUGACUGA
Molecule: messenger RNA, 1497 nt
Organism: Penicillium arizonense
Lineage: Eukaryota; Fungi; Ascomycota; Eurotiomycetes; Eurotiales; Aspergillaceae
Exons: 2
Coding region: 1-1497 (498 amino acids)
Biological process (GO): transmembrane transport
Molecular function (GO): transmembrane transporter activity
Source: RefSeq, a predicted model, not a curated record